GUCCACACACGCCAUAGCUGCCACAGUGUUUCGUCCUAAAAGACAAAGAAAUGCAGCUGUUAAAUGGAGAAGAUGGAAAGCUAACCGACACCCCCACCCUACUUCCCGCCUCCUCAUAUUCUUCUUCUUCUUGUACCCAUCUUCGUGAGCGUCGCCAGAUCACCUUUCGGAUUUUCCACCGAUUCAUGUUCGAAUUCGUUCGAGAGUAGUUGUUAUAGUCGUCGGAGAAGGCGGAAUUCGAGGCCGUCCGAGCUCGAGCUUCGGAGGAGCUAGAGAGAUCCGGGCAUGGGUUUCGUCAUCCGCGGCGUGGAAAUGAGGGCUUUCUGGUUUCUGGCGUUCUCGAUUUCCCUCUGCGGUGCUCUCAGAAGAGAGGCCAUGGUCACUCAGAAGAAGCUUGAGGUUCGGAAGCACCUGGAUCGGCUCAACAAACCUGCCGUCAAGUCCAUACAGAGCCCAGAUGGUGAUAUCAUUGAUUGUGUUCAUAUACAUCACCAGCCAGCUUUCGAUCAUCCUCAUUUCAAGAACCACACAAUUCAGAUGAGGCCAAGCUACCACCCAGAAGGGCUGUUUAAGGAUGAAAAGCUCUCCACAUUGAAGGAUGGGAAUGAUGAGCCCAACCCAAUUCCUCAUCAGCUUUGGCAUUUGAGUGGGAGGUGCCCAGAAGGGACUAUUCCUAUUAGAAGGACAAGAGAAGAGGACCUUUUGAGAGUCAGCAGCACUUUCAAGAGAUAUGGAAAAAAGAAGCUUAAAAGUGUCCCUAAACCCAGGUCUGCUGAUCCUGAUUUGAUUACCCAGAAUGGACACCAGGUAAUUAAUAAUAUACUUUUCAUGGCUUCCUCAAUCCCUACCCGAACCAUCAUUUCCUAACCUCGCAUUAGUAGUAUAUUGUUUGCUAUAAGCCACACCCGCACAUUUGUGCGCAUGGACAUCUUUAAAAAGCCCCGUACUAAUGGAAUUAGGUAUGCACUUAUAUUCAAUCUUGUUCUUUGGUCUUGUUUGGUUGCAAGCUUUUUGUUGAGAAAUAUGCUCUUUUUUGGCACUCGUGUCGGUGAACAUUAUGUUCUUUUUCGGUAUUUUGGCUGCUAAAAUGCUAAUUGAGGUGUUCCUUAAAAUUAGGACUCAGAAUUAGUAAUAUGUGGAUGAAAAAGCUACUUUCAAAAUGCUUUUACGAUCAUCAUUUUAGAAAAAAGAGUGUUGGUAUUAACAUUACUAUGUUUGGUUCAAGGAAUUUGAAAGAGAAAAAAAAGAGAUGGAAAUCAAUUUUCCUUGUUUGG
This is a messenger RNA of Cuscuta campestris, 1274 nucleotides long. The record is from the annotation of a GenBank genome assembly. Lineage: Eukaryota; Viridiplantae; Streptophyta; Magnoliopsida; Solanales; Convolvulaceae.